AAAUCAUAUAAUUAGUCCACAAAACUUUUUCUUUUACUAAUUAGCCCCACAAUAAUACGCAUGAUGAAUAUAAUAUACUACAUAUCAGAUCAUGUUGUUUCUCAAUUCAUUUCUAUUAUUGUGAAUCAACUCUGUUUUUAGACUCUAAGCAUUGAAGCUCAAAGCAUUGCCAUGGCUGAGGCUCUAGUUUCUGGUCUCAUAGAGGAGCUUGUUUCACUAGCUUUUCAAGGACUCAAUGAAGAGGUGAGACUGGUGAAGGACGUGGAUGAAGAUGUUCAACAGCUGAAGACCAAUCUCGAAGCUCUUCAUGCUGUGCUCGAAGAUGCGGAAAGAAGACAAUUUGCUGAUCAAAGCGUGAGAAGAUGGAUGGAUAGGCUGAAAGAUGUGUCGUUCGACAUGGAUAACGUGUUGGAUGAGUGGAGCACUGCUAUUUUGAAACUCAAAAUAGAUCAGAAACAACAAGGUGAACAUGCUUCUUCUUCUCGAACUAGCAUUAAUGAGAAGGUAUGCCUCUCUAUUCCAUCACCUUUUUCUUGUUUCAAAUCCCAAGUUAAUCGAAUUACUCUGCGUCAUGACAUCGCUCACAAAAUCCAAGAACUCAAUAAAAAGCUAGAUAGGAUCGCUAGAGAGAAAGAUAUGUUUAAACUUAGCACAACAACCUUAGAGCAACCUAUGGAGCGACCUAGGACAACCUCGUUUGUUAUUGAAACUGACGUGUUUGGGCGAGAUAAUGAUAAGGACAAGUUGGUUAGUAGGUUGUUAGCUGAGGAUAGUUGUACUCAUCAGGAUCAAAACUUCAAUAUUAUUCCUAUUAUAGGGAUGGGGGGAAUGGGGAAGACUACUCUAGCCCAGUUGGUGUAUAAUGAUGAGAAGGUCAAGGCUCAUUUCGAUUUUAGAAUUUGGGUAUGUGUUUCGGAACCAUUUGAAGUGAUUAAGAUUGCAAAAGCCAUUGUUGAAUCCAUUAUUGAAGAUAGUGCCCCAAAUAUUAAUGAAUUAGAAAACUUGCUCCAAUAUAUGCGCAAGCGUAUUGAAGGAAAGAGGUAUCUUCUUAUCUUGGAUGAUGUGUGGACUGAGGAUAGGCAGAAGUGGGAGCUAUUAAGGAUUCCUUUGAAGUGUGGUGGUGUGGGAAGUAGAAUACUUGUUACUACAAGGAAAAAGGAAGUUGCUGUUGUAAUGGAAGUUGCGGCGGAGAGCGUGAUUACAUUGGAGGAGCUGUCUGAAGAGCAUUGUUGGUCAAUAUUUAAGAAACGUGCAUUCUUUGAAAGAAAUGAGGAUGAGUGUCGUGUACUAGAAGAAGUUGGUCAAAAAAUUGCUAGAAAAGCCAAGGGUUCACCUCUUGUUGCAAAAAUUUUGGGAAGUCUCAUGUGCUUUAAAAAGACCAAAACCCAAUGGGAGGAUGUUCUAAGUAGUGAAUUGUGGCAAUCCAAGGAUUUUGAAAGCAUCUUUACUCCUUUCUUCUUAAGUUAUUAUGACUUGUCCGCAAAAGAAAAACGAUGUUUCUCGUAUUGUUCGAUAUUUCCAAAGGAUUAUGAAUUUGCCAGAGAUGAAUUGGUUGAGAUGUGGAUGUCGCAAAGUUUUGUAGGAUGUGGCAGUAACUCAAAAGAAGGUCAUGAUUGUUUUGAAACUUUAGUCAUGAGAUCCUUCUUUCAAGAUUUUAUAAAAGAUGGUCCUGAUGGUGUUAUCACCCGUUGCAAGAUGCAUGACAUAGUGCAUAACUUUGCUCAAUUUUUGACAAGUGAUGAAUGUGUCACUUUGGUAGUUGAUGACAAUAUCGAAGAGAAGUUGAAACUACUUGAUGAAAAGGCUCGUCAUUUGUGCUUGGAAGUCAGAGCUGGCACACAAGUUCCUGUCAUGAAAUACAAAAGAAUGAAUCAAAAGAAUCUUCGCUCCUUACUUGUUUUGCCAUAUACAGGAACUACUAUUAGUGUUGAUGCAUCACUGUUCUCAGAUCUUGUAUUCCUUCGAACAUUAACUUUGAGAAGAUGUGGGAUUAAGAAAUUACCAAAGAGUAUUAGCAAUUUGUUACAUUUGAGAUAUCUGAAUUUAGUCAGCAAUGGAGAAUUGGAAGAAUUACCAGAGACUUUAUGUGAUCUAUGUAAUUUGCAAACUCUAGAUUUGUCAUGUUGCGUUUCACUUUCAAGACUACCAGAAAGGAUGGAUAAACUACUAAAUUUAAAACAUCUCUAUUUAAGGGAGUGUUUUAAAUUAAAAGGACUCUCAAAAGGUAUUGGUGAUUUGACUUGCCUUCAAACAUUAGAUAUGUUGACUAUUCCUAGCUAUGAGAAUAAGAAUAAAGGAGAAUAUUUUAAUGUAGAGGAUUUAGAAAAAAUGAAGAGCCUUCAAUUUGGUAGUGAGUUUCGUAUAAAGGAUUGUGGAAAUAUAAAAAAUGUGGAGGAUGCUAAGAAAAUUGAUUUGAAAAAAAAAGACCAAAUUUCUUCGUUGACUCUUGAUUUUGGAAGCAUUGAAGACCGAAAUAAUAGAUUUGGAGAUGAUAUAAAGAUACUUGAAGCUUUGGAGCCACACACAAACUUGAAAAAUUUAUGUAUUGAUGGAUUCAUGGGGGCCAGCUUGUCUCCACGCCCCAAAUGGUUGAUGUCAUUGGUUAAUCUAAAACAAAUGUGGCUCUACUCUUGUGUGAAUUGUGAGAUCUUACCUUCUUUUGGAAAGCUGCCAGUUCUCGAGAUGCUAUUUGUAAGUGGCAUGAAUAGUGUAAAAAAGUUGGGCCUUGAAUUCUAUGGAAUAGAAGAGAAAAAAGACCAAGAAGAUGGGGACAUUGAAAUGGAUAGAUUGUUUAUAGAUUCUCCAUUGAUUUUAUUUCCAAAAUUAGAAAGGAUCUACUUUGACUCCAUGGAGCAACUAGAAAAGUGGGAAUGGAGCAGCAUUACAUCAACAAUAAGAAUAAUGCCAUGUCUUAUGCACUUGUACUUUUGGAGUUGUCCGAGUCUACAAGAACUUCCUCAGUUUUUGCAAACAAUGACCUCACUCAAACAAUUAUCCAUAAAUGAUUGUGAGAUUAUGGAGGAGCAUUGCCAGAAGAGAACAAGUAAGGAAUGGGACAAAAUCAGUCACAUCCCAAACAUUGAAAUAAAUCAUGAGUUUGUGCGAAAAGAUGGAAUUUGGAUCGAACAUGAAGGCAGCAGUGAGAGCAAUAUCAAUGAUGGUGUUGGGACAUCUUCUUCAACAAACUAAUAUUCAGGAUGCAAAUAUCCUUAUUCAAGGGUUCCAAGAGUUGGAUUUGGAAAUUGCUCGGGAUAUGAUAUUAUUCAUUCGAAUUAUGUUUUUUUUUGUUUUGUUUUGUUGUGUUGUGUUUUGAGUAUGUACUCUUUUUCCUUCUUAGACUUUUUCCCACUGAGGUUUUUUAUCUAAGAAGGUUUUAACGAGGCAUAUUCUGGAUUGGUGUUUUAUCAAUUCCAAUUUAGAAUUUAGAUUUCAUUUGGAUUGUUUGUAAACUCUUUUGUAUUCUUUUCUUUAAUCUGAAUAUAUAUAUCUACUUUAUUUGGUGUUUGUUGAGCAUAUGAUAGACGAAUUAGUUGGGUGCCAACCUAGUUGGGAUGUCUCUAAUUCUAUUGAUGCUCCUUCACCAAAUGUAUUUUUUA
Molecule: messenger RNA, 3596 nt
Organism: Humulus lupulus (European hop)
Lineage: Eukaryota; Viridiplantae; Streptophyta; Magnoliopsida; Rosales; Cannabaceae
Product: putative disease resistance protein RGA3
Exons: 2
Coding region: 172-3189 (1005 amino acids)
Biological process (GO): defense response to other organism
Molecular function (GO): ADP binding
Source: RefSeq, a predicted model, not a curated record